Messenger RNA from Entrophospora sp. SA101, 246 nucleotides. Lineage: Eukaryota; Fungi; Glomeromycota; Glomeromycetes; Entrophosporales; Entrophosporaceae. The record is from the annotation of a GenBank genome assembly.
AUGGAUAAUGAUAUGGAAGAAAUUGAGCUGCAAGAAGGUGAAUGGGGUGAUGAUGAGGAUAGUGGAUGGGAAAAUGAUUUAGAUUUAGAACAAGAGAAAAAAUUUGAAAAAUAUCCAAGCAUUCCAAAAGAAGCACAUUGUUAUUUAAAACCUGACAAAAAUAGAGAAGAUUUAAAAUUUCGGAAUGUUGAUUACUCUACACUCACCUGCCAAAAGUAUCCGGAUACUUUUGCAGGUGGAGUGUAG